AUGAAUGAUGAUAAGGUGGAGAAUCUUGAAGUGGAGGGUUUAAAUUCAAAAUUGGAAUCCGAGUCAGAUUCAAAUGAUGAAGAUGAAGAUGAAGAUGUGAAGUUGACAGAAGCUUCAAAGAACUCCGAGCAAGAGGUGGAUGUGAAUGAUGACCUGGCAUGGGAGCUUGCUUUCUACACACAGGCAUUGGAAGGUAAAAGGCAGGCUUUUGUGAAGUUUGAGUCGAUGCGGCUUCCUUUUCUCAGGCCUUCUGACUAUUAUGCUGAGAGGGUGAAAACUGAUACUCACAUGGAAAGAGUAAAGUGCCGGCUUUUGGUGGAGAAGAGAAAGAUCGAGGAGGCUGAAGAGAUGAGGAAGGCUUGUGAUGUUUGA
Messenger RNA from Camellia sinensis, 372 nucleotides. Lineage: Eukaryota; Viridiplantae; Streptophyta; Magnoliopsida; Ericales; Theaceae. The record is from RefSeq and is a predicted model, not a curated record.